AUGGAGGCGGUUGCCCAGGGCGGCCGUGAAUCCUUCCCUCAGAUCGUUACAUGCCCUCACGAGAUGGUUGCCAUGAGCAUGGCCGACGGCUUCGCCCGUCUCACCGGCGAGCCGCAGUGCGUGCUGGUACAUGUCGAUGUGGGAACACAGAUGCUGGGCUGUGCGAUGCACAACGCUUCCGUCGCCAGGUGUCCAGUUCUGGUCUUUGCGGGGCUCUCCCCCUUCACGCUCGAGGGCGAGAUGCGAGGUUCCAGGACGGAAUACAUACACUGGCUGCAGGAUGCGCCGGACCAAAAGCAAAUUGUGGCCCAAUACUGUCGCUAUACGGCAGAAAUCAAGACCGGGAAAAACAUCAAGCAGAUGGUAAAUCGGGCACUUCAGUUUGCGACAAGCGACCCCAAGGGACCCUCGUACCUAGUUGGGGCACGAGAGGUCAUGGAAGAGGCCAUCACACCAUAUGAUCUGGAUUUGGAUUCAUGGACAAACGUGGCACCAGCGGCUCUUCCUCCUUUUGCAGUCGAGGAAACUGUGUCACUUCUUGCAUCUGCACAAAGCCCUCUAAUCAUAACAGGAUACUCGGGCCGCAAUCAUGCCACAGUUCCGCAGCUUGUGGCGCUGGCGGAGUCGAUUCCUGGCAUCAAGGUGUUGGACGCCCUGGGCAGCGAUGUGUGCUUCCCGUAUACACACCGCUCUUCCCUUGGUGUCCGCAUCGGGCGCGAUCAAAGCAUCACAGACGCGGAUGUCAUCCUGGUCCUGGAUUGCGAUGUGCCCUGGAUACCUACACAAUGCCAGCCACGAAAGGACUGCAAAGUGGUACAUGUCGACGUCGACCCUCUGAAGCCCGGCAUGGCAGUUCACUAUAUCCCGGCGUUCAGGCGCUACAGGGCCGACAGCGAGACAGCACUCCGUCAGCUUAACGCUUAUAUAGCUUCGACGGAGGAAUACAGCAGGCUCCCGGAAACUGAGCCGUACGCAUCUCGAUGGGUUCGGCUGGCCAAAUCAAGGGAAGACUCUCUUGCCGAUAUCGCGAAUCGCGCGGCUCCUCCAAAAGCCAAGGCGGAUCCUCCUAGUGCAUCACACCUCUGCUCCAAGUUGCGUGAGGCAUGCCCAGGAGGCACAAUCUGGUGUGUUGAGGCAGUGACAAAUGCCAUGGCUGUUUACGACCAGCUCCAGGUCGACAAGCCAGGCCACCUGGUGAACGCCGGCGGCGGCGGCCUUGGUUGGUCUGGCGGUGGUACACUCGGGGUCAAGCUCGCAUCCGACUGGAAGGCUGGGGGGACAGGAAAAGGCAACUUUGUCUGUAGUAUUGUUGGUGACGGGACGUUCUUGUUUGGCGUGCCGGGAACUGCGUACUGGAUCGCAAUGCGGUACGAGAUCCCGACCUUGACUGUCGUUCUGAGCAACAAAGGAUGGAAUGCGCCUAGGAACUCUGUGACGCUUGUGCACCCUGAUGGAUGUGCCGCUCGCCAGUCGAGCGAGGAGCUCAACAUCUCGUUUGCUCCUGUCCCAGAUUAUUCCGGGAUCGCGAAGUCGGCAGCUGGCGGAAGCGCAUGGGCCUACAUUGUCCGAAAUGUCUAUGAUCUCGAAAAAGCGCUUCCUGAGGCUGUCAGACAAGUCCAGGGAGGGGUCUCGGCGAUACUAGAAGUUCGAUUAAGCCAGUUCUAG
Molecule: messenger RNA, 1665 nt
Organism: Diaporthe citri
Lineage: Eukaryota; Fungi; Ascomycota; Sordariomycetes; Diaporthales; Diaporthaceae
Exons: 3
Coding region: 1-1665 (554 amino acids)
Biological process (GO): L-valine biosynthetic process
Cellular component (GO): acetolactate synthase complex; mitochondrion
Molecular function (GO): magnesium ion binding; thiamine pyrophosphate binding; acetolactate synthase activity
Source: RefSeq, a predicted model, not a curated record